AUGUUCUGUAAGCCUCGUAGACACAAAAACCUGUCGAUCCACCGCUACCGCCCUGGUAGCGGUUCGUUCCGGAGGCUUCCGGAUCAGCAAACCUUUUGCAGUCCCUCACUGAACCCCUGCAUAAAUCACCUCUUGUGCCGAUACGACAGAUACCUACUUGAUGUAUUUUUUACGAGUAGGUAUGCAAAUUAUAGCCUUGCCUUAUUCGCAUCUUCCGCUUCGGCGCUUUCGUCGAUUCUCAAGAUGGCUCUUCCCCAAGCCUUAUGCUCCUUUGCAUCCUCCAGUGCUCUGGGUACAGCCUCAAGCCCCAUGUACACCUCCUUGUAG
Plenodomus lingam JN3 is the source of this 327-nucleotide messenger RNA. NCBI's taxonomy places the organism in Eukaryota, Fungi, Ascomycota, Dothideomycetes, Pleosporales, Leptosphaeriaceae. The record is from RefSeq and is a predicted model, not a curated record.